This is a messenger RNA of Lachancea thermotolerans CBS 6340, 861 nucleotides long. RefSeq names its product post-initiation translation factor DPC29 (gene DPC29). NCBI's taxonomy places the organism in Eukaryota, Fungi, Ascomycota, Saccharomycetes, Saccharomycetales, Saccharomycetaceae. Bases 1 to 861 code for a protein of 286 amino acids. The record is from RefSeq and is a predicted model, not a curated record. Gene Ontology annotation, cellular component: mitochondrion. The transcript has a single exon.
AUGCUGCGUCUUUUGAAACCCGGCCGCUGCCCGUCGGCCUUACGCCUUUUCUCAACUUGCAGCGCAAGACUAUCGGGUCAUAACAAGUGGUCGACCAUCAAGCACGACAAGGCAAAGAACGAUGCCGAGAAGAACAAGCUCUUCAACAAGUUCGCUAAUCAGAUCGCGCUCGCUGUGAAGCUCGGCGGCGGCUCCACCGACCCUGCGCUAAACAUCCGGCUGGCUGCGGCUAUCGAGUCCGCCAACAAGAACAACGUUACCAAAAGAGUGGUCGAGAACGCCAUCAAGAAGGGCUCGGGGGCAGGUGGCAAGGACGGUUCGAAAUCCGGGUCGUGCGUCUACGAAGGCAUGGGCCCCGGCGGUGUCGCAUUUGUUGUUGAGGCGUUGACCGACAAUAAAAACAGAACCAUUGGCCUGGUGAGGAGCACCUUUAGCAAGGUCAACGGCAGCAUGACUCCUACGCUCUACUUCUUCGACAGGAAAGGCUACAUUAUCGUGCAGCCGCCGCAGGAACUCGACGACUUCGAUCAGGUCUUUGAGAAGGUGCUUGAACACGAGGGCGUUGAGGACCUGGAACAGGUGGAUCCUGAAAACGAUGCAUUGGCCGCUGAAGACCUGGCGCCCGGCUUUGCAUCGAGCGUCUACGAGCUCAGCACCGAGCCUGCGGCGACAAACCAGGUGGCAUCGAGCCUUAAACAGCAUGGUUUCCAUAUCAAAGAGGUUGGGAUUGGCUACGUGCCCAAGAGUGACAUGUUAGUGGAUGUCCAGAACGAAGACACUAUGAAGUCGGUUGAAAAGUUUAUGGGCCAGCUUGACGAAAUAGACGAUGUUACGGAUUUUUACUGCAACCUGAGAAAGUAG